Tinamus guttatus (white-throated tinamou) is the source of this 2241-nucleotide messenger RNA. The record is from RefSeq and is a predicted model, not a curated record. NCBI's taxonomy places the organism in Eukaryota, Metazoa, Chordata, Aves, Tinamiformes, Tinamidae.
AUGAGAGGGAAGGGCAGCUCAAAGGAAACACAGCCAGAUACCCACAUCCAGGGUGGCCAAGGCCUGUUCAGCAGCUGGCCGGGGUGCCGAGAACGUGGUAAUGCUGCUCUCUCCUAUAGGACUGAAAGGGACUGCGAGGAUCCACCUCUUGGCAGUGAUGAAGGUGGCGUGUCCCAGAGUGGGAGGCAGCCAGCGAGGCUGUGUUCAGUUACGCCUUCAAAGCUAGAUCAGCACCCAGGCAGCUUAACUGUCUUUAACAAGGAAGAUUUUGAAGAGGACUGGGUAAAAGGGGCCAGCGGAGGCUUUGGGCAUGUCUAUCAAGUCAAGCACAAGAAGUGGAGGACAGUCUAUGCAGUGAAAUGCCCUCUGUAUCUGCUGCCGGACUCCAGCAUCUCAUCCUUUGGGCUAUCAAAAUGGAUGGAGCAGUCUAGCCAAAGGCAGUGCAUCGAAAGCUCUGCUUUGAGAGGCACUCUGAGCUACAUCCCCCCAGAAAUGUUUCUCCAGAAUACCAACCCUCCAGGAGCCAAAUACGAUGUGUACAGCUUCGGAAUUAUCAUUUGGGAGGUGCUUAUGCAGAAGAAACCUUAUGCAGGAGCCAAUACGACAGCCAUUAUAGCAAAGGUUGCAGCAGGAAGAAGACCCUGCCUAGAACCCAUCAGUGAUCGGCCAGGGGAAUGCCAACAGAUGGUUGACUUGAUGAAGAGGUGCUGGGAUCAAGACCCAAAGCAAAGGCCUGACUUCACAGACAUCUCUCUAGGAACAGACGUGCUGCUGUCCUUAAUACAAAGCCUGAUAAUAGAUCCAGAGAAUGAACAUCUUGUCAGGAAAAUAUCCCACAAGCCUACUGUCCCCAGGAACUAACAGGGAGUCCAAGAAGCCCUUGCCUUUUCUCGAGACACCAGCAGUAGUGAAACUGAUGGUCACGAGGUUCGUAUCCCAUCUUCUCGUAGUGAGACCAAAAGUCCAGAGGACAUCCUGUCUGAGGAGAGCUGCGGAGUCCGUGAAAAUGGCCUCACGUGACUUCAUCUCAUGGUGAUCCAGGGAAACGUGGAAAAAGUGAAGCUUCUCCUGAGCUGUAAAGCCAGUGUGAACAGCGAGGGAGUCAGUGGCUAUACCCCACUUGUUAUGGCUGUUCAGAGGAGAUCUCCCGAGAUCUGCUCAGUUCUGAUGGAGCAUGAUGCACACACCAAUACGCCAGGUUGGGAUGGCUGGAUACCUCUCCACCAUUCUCCUGCUCAGAAUGGAGAUGACAGGACUGUACGCUUCUUGCUGGACCACUAGGCCCGUGUAAAUGCGCAAGAGCGUGAUGGCUGGACCCCUCUCCAGUUGGCAUCCCAGAACAACUUUGACAAUGCAGCCCGAGUACUGCUGUCUCGCCAGGCUGGCUCUAACAUCCAAGGAGCUGAUGGGAAAACGGCUCUCCAUGUGGCAGCUUGCUUGGGCUUGGUUAAAUUGCUGGCCAGCCAAGGAGCAGACCUGGAAAAGAAGCAGCAGAACCUGGCACCACUUCAUGUUGCUGUGAAGAGGGGGAAGUUCAGCAUAGUCCAUUAUUUGUUGAAAAAUGGGGCCUAUGUCAACAGCCUGGAUCAGAAUCAUCACAGUGCCCUGCACCUGGCUGUGGUGAAGGGGAAGUAUAUCAUUUAUGAGAAACUCAUCAAAUAUGGAGCUGAUGUGGAGCUGAGGAUAGACAAAGGCCGGACUCCUCUGCACUGCAAAGGACACACUGAAAUCAUUCACCAGCUACAAGACAGCCACGCCAACCUCAAUGUCAAAGGAAGCAUGGACUGGACAGUGCUUCACUUGGCCACUCGCUAUAGUGAAGAGACAGUGGUCUGUGAGCUACUGAGACGUGGGGCAGAUCCCAAUGUUGCUGAGAAGACAGAGUGGGCCCCUCUCCAUUUUGCAGUCCAGCGAGGCUCUUAUCUGAGUGUCACCAGUCUCUUAGAGUGCAAGGCAGAUGUCUACGCUAAAAACAAAGUCGGUUGGACACCCUUGCAGUUUGCUGUCCUAGAGGGCAACAUAGCCAACAUAAAGACCUUGAUUAUGGCUGGUGCUCUGCUUGAUGUGGAAGAUAUCACUGACUGCACAGCCCUCCAGUUGGCCAUUAGACAUCAGAGAGAAAAUAUCACUACAUUGCUUCAGGGGACAGACUCACCAGUGAAUAGAUAAGGGAAUAGGACUGUGGUGAGUGAUGCAAAGAUAUCAAGAACCAAAUUUGUUCCAGGAAGGAUAGAACUGUAG